Messenger RNA from Onychostoma macrolepis, 3149 nucleotides. RefSeq names its product RAB3A, member RAS oncogene family, b (gene rab3ab). Gene Ontology annotation, molecular function: GTP binding; GTPase activity. Gene Ontology annotation, biological process: protein localization to plasma membrane; maintenance of presynaptic active zone structure; regulation of synaptic vesicle fusion to presynaptic active zone membrane. The transcript is spliced from 5 exons. The coding region runs from base 115 to 777 and encodes 220 amino acids. The record is from RefSeq and is a predicted model, not a curated record. NCBI's taxonomy places the organism in Eukaryota, Metazoa, Chordata, Actinopteri, Cypriniformes, Cyprinidae. Gene Ontology annotation, cellular component: endosome; axon; synaptic vesicle membrane.
CCCUGACCCCGCCCCCUCUUUGCGUCACACGUCUUUCAAAGUGACGUCAAAGUGUCUGCAGGUGUUGGAAGAGGCGCAGUAUUGGCGUAAGUGACGCUUAAAACGGCUUUUACGAUGGCUUCAGCUACAGAUAACCGUUAUGGACAAAAGGAGUCUUCCGACCAGAACUUUGAUUACAUGUUCAAAAUCCUGAUCAUCGGGAACAGCAGCGUUGGAAAGACCAGCUUUCUGUUUCGUUAUGCAGAUGACUCCUUCACGCCAGCAUUUGUGAGCACGGUGGGCAUCGACUUCAAGGUGAAGACCAUCUACAGGAACGACAAGAGGAUAAAGCUGCAGAUCUGGGACACAGCGGGACAGGAACGCUACAGAACCAUCACCACCGCCUACUACCGCGGUGCCAUGGGCUUCAUCCUCAUGUACGACAUCACCAACGAGGAGUCUUUUGCUGCAGUACAGGACUGGUCCACACAGAUUAAGACGUACUCAUGGGAUAACGCCCAGGUGCUGCUAGUGGGCAACAAGUGUGACAUGGAGGAUGAGAGGGUGGUGGCCUCUGAGAGGGGACGACAGCUCUCCGAGCAUCUCGGUUUUGAGUUUUUUGAGGCCAGUGCCAAGGACAACAUUAACGUUAAGCAAACCUUCGAGCGGCUGGUAGACAUAAUCUGCGAGAAGAUGUCAGAGAGUCUGGAUGCCGCCGAUCCUGCAGUGACGGGAGCCAAACAGGGGCCGCAGCUCACGGAGCAGCCCGCCGCUCCGCACCAGGACUGCGCCUGCUGAAAAUCCCACGGCUCUGUCUGCACUGCCUUGCACCAACACACAAAAAACACCAGUUUAGGUAUUUAAAAAGAACAAGAAACAUAAAACCCUCAGUUCCCAUACUGCCUUCUCUGGCCACACCCUUUAGCCCCUCCCCCUCCUCUCCAAAUACUUUUGACAUCUCAAACUUGUAAUGAUUUUAUUCAACAUGCAAUCCAUUCAGUUUUAAAAGGAAAGCGAUAGUGCACUUUAAAGGGAUAGUUCACCUAAAAAUGGAAAUUCUGUCAUUAUUUGCUCACCCUCAUGUUGUUCCACAUCUGUAUGAGAAUUGAACACAAAGAACAUUUGAAAAAAUGUUUAACCAAACAGUUGCUGGUCUCCAUUUACUCCCAUAGUAUGGUUUGGUGACCAACAUUCAUCUUUUGUGUUCAGCAGACAAAAGAAACUCAUACUGGUUUGGAACAACUUAAAGGAGCAUAAAUAAUGACAGAAUUUUCAUUUUUAGGUGAACUAUCCCUUUAAGGGUUUGAUUAGGCCUGAAAUUAUGAUUAAGCCCACAUUAUGUUUUAAAGACUUUAUAAUUAGGCCUAAAUUGAAAUUUUAGGAGUGUGUAAUUAGGCCUUAGUUUGGCAUAGCACACAGAAUCGGUUAUCUGUAACAAGUUUUCAAUGCCUUCGUUUUACUUCAUAUUUUAACAUUUUCUUCUUCUACUCUUCAAAUAUCCUUAAAUUAUUUAUGAACAAAUAUAAAAAAGCGAAAUGGACAGAGAUUUCUGUAUAUUUAUUCCAAAAAGUGUAAAUAAUAAAUACAGUUCAGUAUUUAAAUAAUACAGUUAGAAAUAUGUAUCUAAAAAAAUUUUUUAUUUUUAAAUCUGACAAAUAUAAAGAAAGUUAGAGAAGUCAAUUAAUGCUGUUUUCAUGGUAAUUCUUUGCAGUGCUCGUCACAAACCUUUCUUGCUUAUUUGUAUCUGUGACAUUGUAUCUUGUUCACUGCCUUGCCUCAUGUAAUUUCAGUCCCGGGACUGAAAGCCAGAUAUCAUACACAGACAUUCCUUAAUGUAAAUUUGCAUGGAAGGAAAUAAAGCCAUUUAGGCAAAUAGUGGUAGGAUUCCUUUCUCAGUGCUUCGUUAGGUCUAGUCAAGUGUAUUUCUAGUCAAAAUCCGAGUUUGAUUUGCGGCCAUGCUGUUGCUUAUUUCAUUAUAGCAGCAGAGCCAUAAGCUUGAUCUACUUACUAUCAACAGUACUCUUAUACACUCUCAAAAAUUAGCAAAAGUUACUGAGAUUUUGACUGGCAUUUCCCAUAAUGACUUUUUGGACUGGCGUGUCCUGUUAAAGAUUUUACGUGGCUACCAGGCCUGCAACUAUAAUGCAAAAAUCAGUUUGCAAAAAAAAAAAAAAAAAAAAAAGCCCAUGAUAAGUAUUAAUGUUUACAUGUGCAAGAUCCUCCCUGAUUAUUCCUGCAUCUUUCCUUUGCUAUUCUGUCUUCCUUUAGUGAAAAUUUACUGUACAUACGUUUUGAGUCUUUGGUUUUAUGUGUGGACUGUGUUGUAUCGAUUAUGGGCUUUUAAAAAAUCUAGGUGAUAUUAAAAAAAAUUUAAAGGAUGUUCUUUACCUGCUGUUGUGUAUGCCUGCUUGUGAAUGAAUGUCACUUUAUUACCGAGCAAUAUUGAAGAAAAUACCUUUUCAUGUAUUGCAGAUUAUUUAUCAUUCUGUUAACAGAACAUUUUCGUUGAAUGGAAUGGGAAUGUGAAGGUUUAAAUCCUAGGCGCAAAGUACUGUUGUAAACCAAAGCAGGCAGUGACAGUGACAUCUACUGUGGAGCAGGUUUGCUGAAAUUCAAAAGCCUGUCUGCAUUUGUGGCAAAUGCUGUUUGUUAUUUCAAACUGCAAAAAAAAAGUUGAAAUUUAAUGUACAUGUCAGCAGAGCCAUUGCUACAUCCAUGAGGCCUGGGACGAGUUGUUUGUUGGUGGGUUCCCUCUCUAUUUGGCCUAAUAAGCAGAUGAUAUACAGUAGAUAAGAGGACCUUAGUGAGCCCCAUGCAUAACAGAAAUGAGAAGAUGAGUUUGAAACUUUAUUAACAUCACAGCUCACCAUGUAAGGUAUCCGCUCCACGUUCAGAUCAGUUUAUCAUCACGACUAAGAGUUUGUUCUCCAUUUCCUACAUUCUUAUCUAGAUUUAUUUUUAUUCAUGCUUUCCAUUGUGAUUUUUUUUUCUCCUGAUAAUCUAGUGUAAUGUACAAGGAAAAAAACACUAAUAUGCAGUAGUAAAUGUACUGUACUUACAAUAAGGGGUUUGGUGUCAAAGUGUCCAGUGGUGAAAUUUACCAAAUCAACUGUCUAUGUUGUGAAAAUGACUGAACUUAUAAAAAAUAAAAGUUUGUGCCGUUUACUUGA